Molecule: messenger RNA, 891 nt
Organism: Schistocerca americana (American grasshopper)
Lineage: Eukaryota; Metazoa; Arthropoda; Insecta; Orthoptera; Acrididae
Exons: 1
Coding region: 1-891 (296 amino acids)
Biological process (GO): sensory perception of smell; detection of chemical stimulus involved in sensory perception of smell
Cellular component (GO): plasma membrane
Molecular function (GO): olfactory receptor activity; odorant binding
Source: RefSeq, a predicted model, not a curated record
AUGGCAGAACUGAAGAGCGGACGUGGCCCGACAACAGGGGUGCGCGCAGACGACGUGCUGCGGCACAACGUGAAGCUGCUGGCGCUGGGCGGGGCGUGGCCCCCGAGCGAGCGGCGCGGCCUGCGCCGGCUGUUCCCGCUCUACACCGCCACCAUCUACUUCUGCCAGAGCGCCACCAUCGCCAUGGGCAUCUGGCUCACGUACGACCUGUGGGGCGACGUCGACGAGAUCAUGCUCACGUACGUCAACACGUUCACGCUGCUCGGUGGCUACAUCAAGCUGAUCUACUUCUCCCGUGACGUGCGGGGCUACCGCGAGCUCGUCUCGAUCCUGCGUAACGUCGCCAGGGAACAAUGGCCGUACUGCGAGAACGACGCUAAGCUGAUGGCAAUCUUCACCGGCGCGUACCGGAAGGGCUUGUGGCUGACGUUCGGCCCCCUCGUGUACCUCAAUAUUUUGGGCCCCACUUGGUUCUUCAUGCCUCUCAUUCUUCGUGCCUUCGGUUCAGAGGAACGCCUACUGCCGUUCGUCAACUUGCGCGAAAGUGUGACGAAUAUUUUUCCUCUGUAUGUUGCCAUCUACGUCGUGCAAGUUUACUGCAUGUUCUUCUGGAAUAUAAUCAGCGUUGGGCUGGACAUGUUCUUCGUCACGAGCAUGGUUCACGUGGCUGCACAGCUCAAAAUCCUCAAUGAACGCCUAUCUAAUUUAGGUGAAGAUCCACCACAUGACGACUACGGAGCUGUAUUGGAUCGCCAGAUUAUGCGGGGAUUUGUCAAUCCGCAAAAGCGGCCAUUCAGCUGUGACAGACGACGGCGAGACAUGUAUGAAGAACUACGUAAUUGUAUCAAGACACAUCAACACAUCCUAAGGCAAGUGUUAAAAGUACAAUAG